GCCCAUCACUAUGGAGGAAGCAGCGUAGGAUUAGGUGAUCGCAGGAACAGAGGCAGAAUAACGUGCAGGGCAAGGCUACCAGUACACCCCGUGCAGCAGGCUGCUCAUCAUGGGUAACGAGGGCAGCAUAGAAGGAGGGGAAGGGAUGGGUGGGUAUCCGGAAGGCGAAGGGAGAAGGAUCCCUGCUGGAAUGGAGGCUGAUCUGAGCCGGCUCAGCGAAGAGGAGAGGAAGCAGAUCGCCGCUGUGAUGUCAAGGGCGCAGGAGCUGCCGACGGAUCGGCCGGCGUUAACAAGAAAUCCAAACAUUGAUACUUCUCAAUCUCCAAGGCAUCCAAGUAAACCUCCUGAUCCAGGGCCAACUGGUCUAACGAAAAGUAGAACAGUAGAUGCAUUCAAAACUGAAACAAAACCACCUGGCAGAAGUCCUUCAGCUAUGAGUUUGAGAGAACCUAAACCUAGAGCUGAUGUUAAAGAAGACCAGAAGACUAGUAUAAUGAGUGGUUUUCUACCAGAUAGUAAUCCAAUGAGUAUGGUCUCCUCUGUAGUUAACAAAUUUAAUCCAUUUGAAGCAAAAGGUGACCCUAAUGAAGAUCUAGUUAAGAAACAAAAGGAACAAGAAGAUACUAAAGGCACGAGAUCUUCACCGCAAAUGCAGCAUCAACAAGGGCAUGCUAAGGCCACUCAACAACCGGUUCCUAAACCUUCACAACCGCAGUCUGAGAUUAAGCCAGCAUCCUUGCAACAGAGCCCUUCAAGGACAUUGACACAACCAUCGAAUGCCACAAAAUUAGUUUCACAUUCCCCCAUCCCCAAAGAACCAUUGCCUGAAUCUAUAAAGACCACAAAACCCUUAGUUCAAGAGCCAAAACAUACUACCUCAUUAUCCCAGGGACAAGAAUCUAAAAAGGAACCAAUAAAACAGGAUAUCCCUCCUAAAUCAGUACCAUCAACUAUGGAAAAACAAAGAUUUCCACAAACAGGAUCUGCAAAACCUUCAGUACCAUCAAAAAUAUCUGAACAAGACAAACAGUCCACACAACCCCCAGCUGCUGCCAAACAAACGUUUCAAGAACAACCUAGUUCCAAAAUGCCACAACCACCACAAACCUGGACUGCUAAAGCUCAGCAGCAAACAUUACCAAUGAAACCAUUACAGCAAUCAUCGGGUCCACCAAAACCACAAGGACCUACAGCAGAAAAACAGGCUCUCCCCACAACAAGUACAAAACAAACAACACAGAAGCCAGAUGUCACGCCAUCUGGGGGCUCUGAACAGCCUGUUCAGGUACCAGGAAAAUCUGUGCCUGCUGCACAACCACAUCCCUUAAGAGAACAAAGGACAGAAUCUAUUAAAUCACAAGAUGCUUCAAAGAAAGUAGGCCCAAAGAAAAUGUGUCCUCUGUGUAAAACAACAGAACUAAUGUUGGAUGUAAAGGAAAAGCCUAAUUAUAACACAUGCACCCAAUGUAAAGUUACUGUAUGCAGCUUGUGUGGCUUCAAUCCUAACCCACAUAUAACUGAGAUACAGGAAUGGCUUUGUUUGAACUGUCAGAUGCAGAGAGCCCUUGGUAUGGAUUUGGCUGGUCCUCCUAUGCCACAGCCAGGCAAGCAAAAAAUAGCAGGACCAUCGACAGUGGUAUCAGUUUCUUCUCCAAAUAAAGAUUCUAGUGCAAAGCAAGAUAUAUUUAUGAAAGAAGACCCCAAAACAUCAUCAAUGGUAACAAAUCUGAUGUCUGUGGCAGCCUCACCCUCUAAGUCUAAUCUACUAGCAACAGAAAGUAAAACAGAUAAACCUACAAAAUCAGAUAAAAUCAUACCUGAAAUGCCAGUUGAACCUGCCAAGGCUGAAUCUUCCUAUCUACCCCAGACUAAGACUGAUUCAUCAACAAAGAUCAUGCUUGAUCAGUCAGCUAUUAGUAAAGAUAAAAAACCUGACAGCCAACCAAUAUCUCAACAAGUUAAAGAGUCUACUUUACCUAGUGUGAAGCAAAGAAUUGUUCAAGAAGUAGAAAUAUCACAGCAAAAACAAGAUUCUACAAAAACUUUUCAAGCAAAUCAGCAAACACCUCAGCCAAUAAGCCCCAAACCUAGUCCUUUGCAUAAACCUGUGACUCCAGAGGCAUCAGGACAACCUUCUCAACCUUUCUGGUCAAAGCCAAGCUUCUUUCAAAAACCUGUGGCUACACAAGUUUCACAGCCUUCUGCCCCCAGAGGUCCAGAUUCUAGCCCUUCCCAUAAACCUGUUGCUCCACAAACAAAACAAUCUUCUGGACAAGGAAGUCCAAAAUCUAGUCCUUCUCAUAAACCUGUUGCUCCACAAUCAACACAGCCUUCAGGGCCAGGAAGUCCAAAGACAAGUCCUGCUCACAAACAUGUAGCUCCACCUCCCAAUGCACCAGGAAGUCCAAAAUCUAGUCCUUCUCAUAAACCUGUAGGUCCGACUGCAACACAGCCUCCUGGGCCAGGAAGUCCGAAAUCUGGUCCUAUGCAUAAACCCGUCACUCCACAAACAACACAGCCUCCUGGGUCAGGAAGUCCAAAACCUAGUCCUGCUCAUAAACCUGUAGUUCCACAAACAACACAGCCUCCUGGGCCAGGAAGUCCAAAACCUAGUCCUGCUCAUAAACCUGUAGUUACACAAACAACACAGCCUCCUGGGUCAGGAAGUCCAAAACCUAGUCCUGCUCAUAAACCUGUAGUUCUACAAACAACACCGCCUUCUGGGCCAGGAAGUCCAAAACCUAGUCCUGCUCAUAAACCUGUAGUUCCACAAACAACACAGCCUUCUGGGCCAGGAAGUCCAAAACCAAGUCCUGCUCAUAAACCUGUAGUUCCACAAACAACACAGCCUUCUGGGCCAGGAAGUCCAAAACCAAGUCCUGCUCAUAAACCUGUAGUUCCACAAAUAACACAGCCUUCUGGAGCAGGAAGUCCAAAACCAAGUCCUACUCACAAACCUGCAGCUCCACCUCCUAGUGGAUCAGGAAGUCCAAAACCUAGUCCUUCUCACAAGCCUGUCAUUCCACAAACAACUUCACAGCCUACUAUUUCUGUAGCUGCAAAACCCAGUCCUCUGCCUAAACCUGGCACCCCUCAAGUAGCAGCACAACCUACACCACAGCCCUCUAAAUCACAAGAGCAGCCAAGACGUUUCAGUUUAAAUCUGGGAAGUGCAGCUGAAGCUCCAAAAGUACAACCUACAACACCACAAGAAACUGUGACUGGAAAACUCUUUGGGUUUGGUGCAUCAAUAUUUAGCCAAGCGUCCAGUUUUAUAUCAACUGCAGCCCAGCCAGGCACUCAAGCACAAAGCACACAGGGAGUGGCAACCAAACAACCUACACCUGCACAAAAAAUAGCAGCUGAGACUCCUAAACCAACAAAAGAGCCAGUGGUCCCACUUUCACCAAAGCUACCUGCAAUAAAGAAAGAAACACAGCCUGUACUUAAAAAAGUAGAGGAGCCAAAAUCUAGUCCUUUAAGGAAAGAAAUCGAUGAGAAAAAAGUACCAGAGAAAGAAUUAAAGAAAGACACUCCUGAAUUGAAGAAGAAUGCAAAAGUGGAGUCAGAAAUUAUUGAACAAAUCAAAGAGGCAAAAAGCCUAUGCCCUCUUUGUAAAAUAGAACUAAUUAUUGGUUCAAAUGACCUACCAAAUUUUAAUACAUGUACAGAAUGCAAGAAAAUGGUAUGCAACCUAUGUGGAUUUAACCCAACUCCACACCUGACUGAGGUUGCAGAGUGGCUAUGCUUAAAUUGCCAGACCCAAAGGGCACUCUCAGGACAUCUUGGGGAUUUAGACAAGAUGCCUCCAACAUUAGGACUGUCACCUAAAUCUUCACCAAAACAUCCUGCCCCUACAGAACUGCAGAAACCGUCAACACCAUAUGUAAAGACAAAUGAAAGAACAACUGAUCAAGUAUUAAAAAAAGACAGUUCUAAACCUUCAGAAGAAAAAAUUGGACAGAUUGAUAAUGUUCUUGAUCAAAAAAGCAAAGAUUUCCAGCCUGUAGAAAUUAAGCCAGUAGUAACAGAAAAAGAUACAGUGUUGGCGGCCCCUGUAGUAACAGAGUUACUGCCCAUUAAAGAUCACGAUGCUAUACAGGACACUACACUAGUAGCUGCAGAUAAUUUACAGGCUAAAGAGAGAUUGAUGCCAAAGCAAGAUUUGAUGAUUGACCUUUCAGCAACAGCUUUGAAGGAAAUUGAUGGUGGAACAUGUGAUGAAGGAAUUAAACCUGAAGCAAGCCAACUUAUGGAUCAUGAAACUGGAAAAGAAAAGAUUGACAAGGAAGAUGACAAAUCUGAUACUUCAAAUUCUCAGCAGCAGAAAAGCCCACAAGGACUAAGCGAUACAGGCUAUUCAUCAGAUGGUAUUUCUGGUUCACUUGGAGAAAUUCCAAGUCUAAUACCAAGUGAUGAAAAAGAUUUGACUAAGGAACCAACAAUGAAAGAUUCUCUUUCACAUGAAAACAGUCCUUCUAGUCCUUCGGAUUUAGCAAAGCUGGAAAGUACAGUUUUAUCAAUCUUAGAAGCUCAAACAAGUGUUCUUGUUGAUGGAAAGUUAAGAAAAGGUAUUGACUUGUAUGGGAAAUUUGGUGGACAGACACAAGACAGGAGUAGAACUAAGAUAUUGCCAAUUACACCAGAAUCCUGCAGUUCAGAGGAAGACCUUGAAGAUAUUCAGGAAGAGGAAGAAGAGACACUAGAAGAGAAUGGAAAAAGGGGGUUUUCAUCCCGAAAAUCUCAAAAGGAGGUCAUAAGCACAGCAAAAGAUAUAACCGUACGCAAACGACGUGACUCAAUAGAUGACAGUAGUGAAAGUGAAAAUUCACCAGUACCACAGAGGAAAAGAAGAGCUAGCAAUGGAUCAUCAAGUAGUGAUGACUACAAACAUGAUGAUAGUCAGGGAUCUGGAGAUGAUGAAGAUUUUAUACGAAAACAGAUUAUUGAAAUGAGUGCUGAUGAAGAUGCAUCUGGCUCUGAAGAUGAAGAAUUUAUUAGAACAAAAUUAAAGGAAAUAAGUGCUAGUGAAAAUCUGAAGAAAGAAACUAAAUCAAAACCAAUACCUGUAAAGUGCAAGAGAUUAACCAAAAAAAGCAGUGCAAGCUAUGAUGAGGAUGGAAUCAGACGACACUCAUGGCAUGAUGAUGAUGAAGAGGAUGAAGAUGAGGAAACCUAUGAUGAAAGCCCAGAACCAAAAUUUAGAGAAACUAAAAGCCAAGAAAAUGAAGAGCUUUCGGUAGGUGCUGGUGGAGGCCUUAGAAGAUUUAAAACUAUAGAGCUAAAUAGUACAAUGUCUAAUACAUACACCGAAGAGGCAAGCAAUCAUUCUGCCAUAUUGUAUUAUGAUGAAGAGCCAGAAUUAGAGAUGGAAAGCUUAACAGACUCCCCAGAAGACAGGUCACGUGAAGAAAGAUCAUCUAGUCUCCAUGCUUCAAGUUUUACUCCAGGCACUUCACCAACUUCUGUUUCAUCCCUAGAUGAAGACAGUGACAGUAGUCCAAGUCACAAAAAAAUAUCAGGAGAAAGCAAACAGCAGAGAAAAGCAAGGCAUCGAUCUCAUGGGCCAGUGCUGCCCACUAUUGAAGACUCUUCUGAGGAGGAAGAAUUAAGAGAAGAGGAAGAACUUUUGAAAGAGCAGGAAAUGCAAAGAGAAUUGGAACAGCAACAAAGAAAGAGUUCUAGUAAAAAAUCCAAAAAAGACAAAGAUGAACUAAGAGCGCAGAGAAGGAGAGAACGACCAAAGACACCUCCGAGUAACUUAUCUCCUAUUGAAGAUGCUUCUCCAACAGAAGAAUUGCGUCAGGCCGCUGAAAUGGAAGAACUCCAUAGAUCUUCAUGUUCAGAAUAUUCACCUAGUAUUGAGUCUGAGCCAGAAGGAUUUGAAAUUAGUCCUGAGAAAAUAAUAGAAGUUCAAAAGGUCUAUAAAUUACCUACAUCUGUGUCAUUAUACUCUCCAACAGAGGUAACCUCUAAUAUUGCUGGACCAGAGAUUAAAAAUGGACAACAGACUCUAAAGAGUGCCGAAGAAGCUUAUGAAGAUAUUAUAUGUAAAGCCAAAUUAUAUCACAGUGAUAAAGAAAAAGAAGAAGUCUUUGAAAAAGAGCCUUUAUAUGGAGGGAUGUUAAUUGAGGAUUAUAUUUAUGAAUCCUUAGUUGAAGAAAAUUAUGAUGAAAGCUUGGAUACAAAUAUAAUAGGAAGUCAACAUCAUAUAUUUGACCAGAGACUACAAGAAGUAAAAAAUUGUUCUGCAAGUGAAAUUCACACCAAUGUCUCUCAGCCUAUUGCAACUAUAGACAGUAAAUGCUUCAAAACAGAAACAUUCCAUUCUAUGGUGCCUCAAGAAGACAUUGUUUCAAGUUCUUAUAUUGUUCCAGAAAGCCAUGAAAUAAUUAUUGUAGGGAGCACAGAUGAAAAGCGAUGCCAUGAGGAGGCUACUGGUUUUUAUGAUAUUAUUAAUAGCCAGGACAUGCAGCUAACCCCCGGAUCCAGUCCUACUCAACAUAGAAACGAGUUUAGCAUGAAAACGGAGCAGAUAUCUUCUAUGAAUGUGAAUUCAUGUAAAACUGAAAAUAUUAUACUUACUGCUUCAGUGGAGACAUCUUCUCUUAACCCGAUGUCUAUUCCUGACGUUAAAAUAACUCAGCAUUUCACUGCAGAGGAACCUGAAGAAGAUGUGGUUGUUGACUUUAGUGGAGAAAAAGCCUCUGACUAUGCUGCUUCAAAACACACUGAAGUAUCCAUAAAUGGCAAAGGUGGCUUUAUUGGACAUACAUCUUCUGAUGCAGAAAGUGUUUCAUCAUUGGUUUCUCACAUAUCUAAAAGUGACACAGAGCUUAGUGAAAUGCCAACACCCGCUUUAGCUACUGAUAUGUGUACAGCAGAUCAUGUAAUAAUUUCAGUACCUGAUGUUGCUCAAGUUACAAGUUCCCAAACUGUACCAGUUUCCUCCGCUGUGUGUAUCACAGCAACAGAACAUGUUAGGUCCGUUCAAUUAGAAAGUAAAAGCAAAGAGCAUCCAAAUGGAACAACACAUGCUUUUCCUGAAUCUCUAGUAAAUCAUGUGCAGCCAAUAGCCAUUGAAUCCAUAGUGUCAGCAAAGCACAUAGCGACUUCUACAGCAGUUACAACAACAACCCCUAAUUUGCAAUCUGUCAUGUCAUCGGUUCCAUCAGUCACAUCAAAGGUAAUGUCUUUCUUCAAAAGUUCUUCUGAUUCGACUGAUGCUGUAAAAACUCAAACUUCAGUUUAUCCACCACCCCCUCCUCCACCCCCACCACCACCGCCACUGCCCCCAGCAGCAACCCAAAAACCAGUUAUAGGUUCAAAAAAGAGGCCAGCACCUAAAAUUCCAACAGCAAAACCAAAACCUUCCACAAUAGGAUACACCAGUGAAGAAGUUCAGAAAAGUUUCCCAUUAAAAACCAGUUCAACUCCUACAACCAGGCCUCAUGCUCCACCUCCACCUGUCCCUCCAAAACCAUCUUCUAUUCCAGCUGGAUUGAUAUUCAGUCAUAAGACAACUGAAUUCUCAAAACCUGAGAAUAUAAUAAAACCCUAUGAAACCCCAAUUGCUAUGCAAAAGAAAACAGAAGCACAACACAAAACACCAGCAAAUUCUAUACACACCAGUAUGACUUUGAACUUAGUUUCUUCUACAGAAUACCAGUUGCAUUCUCCAACAUCACCUCUUUCUCCCCAUUCAAAUAAAUCAUCACCUAGACUAACCAAACCUUCUCAAGAAACCUAUGUUGUUAUUACUCUGCCAUCUGAGCCUGGAACCCCAACUGAAACUGAUUCUUCCUACACAACAUGUUGGCCACUUCAGACAUCUGCCCCUGAGCAGGUUCCACAAAUAACACAAACAGUGUGUUCUACCACACCUCUCAGUAUAAAUAAAAAAGAAACAGUAAGUCAACCAUCGGAUACUCUUCACAGUUUAUCACAAAUAACAACAGAUGUUACCAAGACUACUGUUUCUUUACCUCAAAGCACAGUCUUCGAAAUCACUUGCAUUCCAGCUGUUUUUCCAACUGAAAGAACAGUAACAGUUCAAUCACAGAUAAAGCAAGUUGGAAAAUCUACUGAGUCUAAUGAUAUAAUAGACCUACGCACCUUGAACAAAAUUGAUUAUAUGGUUAAAGAUUUUGAGAUUGAUAGUUGCAUGGACCUCUCUACCGCAACAACUGAGGGUAAACGUCAGUCUACUACUCUUAGUUCUAUAAAUCGACCAAUAAGUGCUGUCCAACCUGCUAUAGUAAACCUCAGCACUGCAUCUUCAGUAAUUUCAUCAAUGUUGCUAUCUACAGAAUCCCUUACAGGAAUGACAAGCUCAACUACUGUGAGUUAUACAACUAGUUUGGAGAGUCUUGUUGACUUGGGAAAUUCAAUGAAGGAACCAUUAAAACUGACAACUUCUAAACAAUAUGAAGAAGAAAAUGAGACAUAUCCCAUGGAAGUAGAAGUGCCAAUUAAUUUAUCGGUGGGUGUCCUAGCACACUCAAUAGCUGGACCGACAAAAAUCUUUCCACUCACCUCUAGCAGUAUAACAAACGGCUCUACUGACAUUUCUACCUCUCAAGAAUCAGUAGAUAGUGGAGUAGUGGAUCUUAGCACAACAAAAUUCCUUAGAACAAUGGUAACUGUGGAUGAUGCAUCGUCAGCAAUUAUCACUGAAAUAAUUGAAGAUGAUAAACCUGUGGACUUAACAGCAGGUAGAAGAGCUGUGUGUUGUGACAUGGUGUCCAAAUUGCCGUUUGGAAGAAGUUGCAUUUCACAACAACCAUCAACUACUUUACCUGAAGAUCGUUUUGGAUAUAGAGAUGACCAUUAUCAAUAUGACCGUUCAGGAAGUUCAGGUUUUAGGGGUGUUGGGGGUAUGAAACCUUCUAUGUCUGAUACAAAUUUAGCUGAAGCAGGACUCUUUUUGUAUAAAAGCAAAAACACUUUUGAUUACCCUAUUGGAAUAGCUGAUGUUGCUGUAGACCUUACAUCUGGGAAAAUGACUACAGGUGAGGCUUUGGAUUACAAAACCAAGACAACAGGUCCUUACCCUGAGACACGACAAGUCAUUUCUGGCCUCGGAUUAAAUGCCCCCCAGUAUUCACAAGCACGCAUGACUGCAUCUAUGGUCCCACCAUAUGGUUUGGGAAGUGCUUUAAGGUCAUCUAAUGGAGUUGUUUAUUCUUCAGUUACCAGCCCAAUUCCUUCAACAUUUGCAAUCACUACACAACCUGGCUCAAUAUUCAGUACAACAGUAAAAGAUUUAUCUGCAUUUGUUACUACUGACACAGUUACUUCCUUUUCAAGUUUAAACCAAACUCAGCCACUGACAAGAACAACUAGCAUAUUAACAUCUUCAGCGGGUGAUGUAACCAAUGUAAUGUCUGUAAUUGAUGCUAGUUUGCAAGCUUUUCCUGUGGAUGUUGCAGCAAGUACACAAGGUGAACUUGUUUCUAUUUUGACAUCAGAAUCAGAAACUUUCUCUGAAAUGGCUGACGAUGAAUCUUUUAUAAUACCAUCAGAUGAUGGUAAGCAACAGCACCUACAUUAUCAACGUGAGCUUUUAGAGCUUGAAAAACUGAAACAACAGAGGUUAGCUGAAGAGCUUGAAUGGGAACGUCAGGAAAUUCAGAGAUUUAGGGAACAAGAGACGUUUAUGGUCCAGAAAAAACUUGAAGAAUUACAGUCAAUGAAACAGCACCUGUUGUAUCAACAGGAGGAAGAGAGGCAAGCUCAGUUCAUGAUGAGGCAGGAAACACUGGCUCAACAACAAUUACAUCUGGAGCAAAUACAGCAACUUCAGCAGCAACUUCAUCAGCAAUUAGAGGAACAGAAAAUAAGACAAAUGUAUCAAUAUAGUUAUGACUCUGAAAAUGUGCAACCUCAAACAACUUCUGAGCAAGGGAUUUUAGAAGGUCAGUAUUCAGCACCAGAAGAAGGACAGUUCUGGACUGGUGACCAUACUGCAACUACAUCAUCAGCAGUCGCAGGCCGUGAAAUGUCACCAAGUGAUGCAUGGUAUGCUGUACAGUCAGAUAGUGUUUCACAAUAUAUUUCAAGACCAGGGAUACUAAAUUCUGUUUCAGAAAUGUCUCUAAAAGACAUGGAUAUAAAUGAGGAAAGGCAGCUUAAAAAAAGAAGUUCCAUGCCCAGACUAUGUGGUAUGUAUGAAGAAAUAGAUGGGAAUAUGCAAGAAGAAACAAGAUCUUACAAACUUAUUGCUGAUAGUGGAGUCCAAACUGAUGAUGAAGAUGGAAAUGAUAAUAGGUAUACUGGCAGAAGAAGGAGAUCCAAAAAAGGCAUUGAUACAAGUGUUCAGACUGAUGAUGAGGAUCAAGAUGAGUGGGAUAUCCCCACAAGAUCAAGAAGAAGGUCACGUACAGGAAAAUACAAUGAUGGUAGCACUGAUGCUGAUAAAUCUAGACUAUUUUCCAAAGUAUCUAGUAUAGCUGUGCAAACUGUUGCAGAAAUUUCAGUACAAACAGAACCACUUGGAACAAUAAGAACACCCUCAAUAAGGGCAAAAGUUGAUUCAAAGAUUGAAAUAAUUAAACAUAUUUCUGCUCCAGAGAAGAGCUACAAAGGUGAAAGUUUAGGCUGUCAAACAGAAAACGAUUCUGAUGGACAAAGCCCACAACAUCUAAAUGAUAUAUCACAAAAAGAUAAAAGACGCCCAACACCUUUAGAAAUAGGUUAUUCUUCACAUCUUCGGGCUGACUCAUCACUGCAGGUCGCACCUUCUCCUCCUAAGUCUCCUAAAGUACUUUAUUCACCAAUUUCUCCAGUUUCCCCCACCAAAGCACUAGACUCUGCUUUUGUUCCCUAUGAUAAGACAAUGGGGGAGGACAUUGGCACUAACAAGCCAUAUGCUGAUAAUGUACAGGGUCCACCACCAAGUCCAAAAUCUGCAAAGGUCAUGCAACGCUCUAUGUCAGAUCCAAAACCCUUAAGCCCGACUGCAGAAGACAUUGCUAGAACACAGUUCCAGUACUCAGAUGGAUACUCAACUAAAACCAGUCAAAGUGGCACUCAAAAGAAGGUGAAAAGAACACUUCCAAACCCUCCACCAGAAGAAGCUGGGACUGGCUUGCAAUCUACAUAUGGCACAGUUGGAUCUGUUUCACGUAGAAGAAUUUGUAGGACUACAACAAUGGCUCGAGCUAAAAUUCUACAGGAUAUUGAUAGAGAAUUGGAUCUUGUUGAAAGAGAAUCAUCCAAAUUGCGCAAGAAACAAGCUGAAUUAGAUGAGGAAGAGAAAGAAAUUGAUGCAAAAUUGAGAUAUCUGGAAAUGGGAAUCAACAGAAGGAAAGAAGCUUUAUUAAAAGAAAGAGAAAAAAGAGAAAGAGCUUAUCUACAAGGUGUUGCCGAAGAGCGGGAUUACAUGUCAGAUAGUGAAGUUAGUAAUACAAGGCCAACUCGAAUUGAAAACCAUCUUGGUUUAGACAGGCCCCAAACUGCUCCGCAAACAGAGUACAGUCCUUAUUUGCCACCACAGACUCAGACAGAAACUCCAUUCGCACCUCAGACAAGCCCUUACACACAAUACCAAUACCAGACACCUACUUUGCAUACUCAAGCUCCAACACAAUUUCCUCAGCAGUCCCAUUACCAAUCAUCUUUGUACCAUCAACAAGUUUCAUCAUAUCAAACCCAACCAACCUUUCAAGCUGUUCAAACUAUGUCUUUUCCUCCUCAGCCACAGUCUUCUCCAAGUCAGCAGUCUUCUUAUCAACACCCUUCACAGUUAUUGCUAUUGCAGCAAAAAGCAAGGCAAGGUGCAUUAGAUUUAGACUCUAAAAUAUCAUCACAUUAUGACGUCAUAAGAAAUCAACCUCUUAUAAUUGCACCUGUUUCUACUGAUAGCAGUUACUCUGUUUCUCAUCUUGGCAGUAAAUAUAGCACAUUGGAUUUACGGUUAGGCUUAGAUGAAAAAAGUAGCAUGGCGAGUAGUCCAAUGUCAAGCAUUUCUGCAGAUUCUUUUUAUGCUGAUCUAGAACAUCAUGCUUCCAGAAAUUAUGUUCUAAUUGAUGACAUUGGGGAACUUACUAAAGGUUCAGGUUCUAUGAGUACUGCAUUUGGACUACAUGAAAAAGAGCUUUCUAAAACUGAUCGUCUUCUACGAACUGUAGACUCUAGAAGAACUCCUGAGGUAACAGACUUUUUAGCACCUAUUUCAACAUCUACUAGAUUGCAUACGUAUGGGAAAGGGGAUGAAGACUCAAUGGAAGAUCCUUAUGAGCUAAAGCUUCUCAAACAUCAAAUAAAACAAGAGUUUCGUAGAGGUACUGAGACUUUAGAUCCUCUGGCUGGCUAUUCACCUUAUUAUCAUUCAGAUAGUCUGUAUAGACACUUUCCAAAAAGUGAAAAAUACAGCAUUAGCAGACUCACACUAGAAAAACAAGCUGCUAAACAACUGCCACCUGCUAUACUGUAUCAAAAGCAACCUAAGCAUAAAAAAUCCAUAAUAGACCCAAAGAUUGCAAAGUUUUCUCCAAUUCAGGAAAGUAGAGACCUAGAACCUGACUAUUCUAGCUAUCUUUCUUCAAGCACAUCUUCAAUUCCAAGUAUAUCUUCAAAGGUAAGGCUGCUACAGGAUGAUAUCACAUAUGGAUUGAGAAAAAAUAUUACAGAUCAACAAAAAUUUUUGGGACCUGCCUUAGCUCAAAGUCUUGGGUCAACUCUUAAUACAAAUAUAAGAACUGCCAUGCAGGAUGAAGUCGAUAAACCCUAUGUAAGUGGUAGUCGAUCACGGCCUUCAUCAAGACCAUCAUCUGUUUAUGGUCUAGAUUUGUCGAUUAAAAGAGACUUAUCUAGUUCAUCUUUAAGACAGAAAGCUAAUGAGUCAGAAGCCUUAGAUGGAACAUUUAGCCAUGUAGCACCUUCUGGAAGAACAAAACCAUCUAGUCUACCUAUUAGUCAAAGUAGGGGAAGGAUUCCAAUAGUAGCACAAAACUCUGAAGAAGAAAGUCCACUAAGUCCAGUUGGCCAACCAAUGGGAAUGGCAAGAGCUGCGGCUGGACCCUUGCCACCAAUAUCUGCAGACACCAGGGAUCAGUUUGGGUCUAGCCACUCUUUGCCUGAGGUACAGCAACACAUAAGAGAAGAAUCCAGAACUCGUGGAUAUGAUCGAGACAUUGCAUUCAUCAUGGAUGACUUUCAGCAUGCCAUGUCUGAUAGUGAAGAAAAUUCCUUUAAUGAUGCCUAUCAUCUUCGCCGUGAAGAAACAGAUUGGUUUGACAAGCCUAGAGAAUCACGACUGGAAAAUGGACAUGGAAUCGAGAGAAAACUACCUGACAAAUUAUCACACACCAGACCAACUCACCCACAGGAACAAAUGAAUGGAAGGCCGAUCCAGUAUCCAUUUCCUCAUACAAGAAUUAAACUGCAGAGGGAUCCAAAGGACCAUACAGUAUCAGGAAAUGGAUUUGGAAUAAGGGUUGUUGGUGGGAAAGAGAUCCCUGGAAGUCAGGGAGAGAUUGGAGCCUACAUUGCUAAGAUUUUACCUGGUGGAAGUGCAGAGCAGACAGGCAGAUUGACAGAAGGAAUGCUGGUUUUAGAGUGGAAUGGUUUCCAGUUAACUGCAAAGACAUAUGAAGAAGUCCAUAGUAUCAUUAGUCAGUCAAGUGGGGAAGCAGAGAUUUGUGUAAGACUGAACUCCAACAUAUUAUCAAAUAUUGCAACGCCACAGAAUUUAGAGCCCCAUGACCAAUCGAAGGCUGUAGAAAAAACAAAGUCCCCUGGAGUGGAUCCUAAACAGCUAGCAGCGGAACUCCAGAAGGUUUCCCAGCAGCAGACACCUUCUGUUGUCUCUUCUGCAAUGGAGAAAGGAUCAUAUAUUCAUUCUGGAACAACAUCAGCAGCCUCGAGCGCAGUACCCAGUCCUGGGCAACCUGGCUCUCCUUCUGUAAGCAAGAAAAGGCACAGCAGCAAGUCCACAGAAGCUGUGAAGGCACCUUCCCAUCCUAUUACUGGUGAACUCCAGCUUCAAGUGAAUUAUGAUAAGCAUCUUGGUAAUCUCAUAAUCCACAUACUGCAAGCAAGAAAUCUUGUUCCCAGAGAUAACAAUGGUUAUUCAGAUCCUUUUGUGAAAGUAUAUCUUCUUCCAGGAAGAGGCCAAGUAAUGGUUGUCCAGAAUGCCAGUGCUGAAUACAAACGAAGAACAAAAUAUGUGCAAAAAAGCUUAAACCCAGAAUGGAAUCAGACAGUAAUUUACAAGAGUAUCUCCAUGGAACAGCUGAAGAAAAAAACAUUGGAAGUCACUGUAUGGGAUUAUGAUAGAUUCUCCUCAAAUGACUUUCUUGGUGAGGUAUUAAUAGACUUGUCAAAUGCCUCUUAUCUUGAUAACAUGCCACGAUGGUACCCUUUGAAGGAACAGAGUGAAAGUAUUGACCAUGCCAAGUCUCACAGCAGUCAACAAGUACCAAAGCCAUCAGUCAUUAAGAGUAGAAGUCAUGGAAUCUUUCCAGACCCAUCUAAAGAUAUGCAGGUUCCAACAAUAGAGAAAUCUCAUAGCAGCCCUGGUAGUUCAAAAUCUUCUUCUGAGGGACACCUUCGUUCACAUGGACCAUCACGUAGCCAAAGUAAAAGCAGUGUCACUCAGACCCAUCUAGAAGAUGCUGGAGCAGCCAUCGCUGCUGCUGAAGCAGCUGUCCAACAGCUUCGUCUUCAACCAACAAAUGACAGCAAAGACCAAAGCCAGCUUGCACUCAAGAAGGUGAUGUCCGAUGGAUCCGUCAAAGCAGAAGCAAGACCAGCACCUCACAAGACUACUGAAUCUACAGUUUCCACAACAUCAUCAGUCAGUAGUUUUGGCAGUGGGUACAGUAUGGACAGUGAUAGCAGCACCACGCAGGGGGACAACAAUCUGUUUCAAAUUCCAAGAAUUGGUAAAAUGAACCAAAAUGGACAAGACCAGACUGGAUUGGGCUUGACUGAAACAGAAGGUAAAAACCAAGUUAUGGGUGAAAUCAAAAUUGCCCUAAAAAAAGAGAUGAAGACAGAUGGCGAGCAACUGAUCAUAGAGAUUCUACAAUGCAGAAAUAUUACAUAUAAAUUCAAGUCUCCAGAUCAUCUGCCAGAUCUUUAUGUGAAGCUGUAUGUCAUUAAUAUAGCAACACAGAAACGAAUAAUAAAGAAGAAGACAAGGGUUUGUAGACAUGAUCGAGAACCUUCAUUCAAUGAGACAUUCCGAUUUGGUAUGAGUCCUGCUGGACACUCUUUACAGAUUCUACUCGCCUCAAAUGGAGGAAAAUUUAUGAAGAAAACUCUGAUUGGUGAAGCUUACAUCUGGCUGGACAAAGUGGACCUUAGAAAACGGAUAGUAAAUUGGCACAAACUUUUAGCCAGCUCUACUCAGACACAUUGAUCAACAGUCUUUGCUGGGGGCAUAAUGUCAGAAUAGAGUUUAAAUGGAAUGGAAGACGGCUCAGAAAGAUAAUGAGUUUCAGACUGAACUGAGAUGGUUUUGCUGAAAUGUUUUACAGUUGAUUGGAGAACAAAGAGUCUGCUAAAAUGCAUUCCAGAGGCUACAGAGAACAUGGCCUCUAACAUUUAGAAGAACGGUAAUGAUUCCAUGUUAGAAUCUAGAAGCAUCUUUUCUUGAUGUUUUAUUUCGUGGAGCAGCUUAGAAGCACUGUAAACUAAGGCAAUAUAAGACACAACAGAUCAUAGCAAGGAAAAGUAUAUUAGUAUCACACCUAGUAAGUGUUCUAUCUAAUUUACACCUUAGAUGUUUCUCAUCUAUAGCUACUAUAAAUUACAGUUUAGUAUGUCUAUAGGAUAAGGAAUAUUUGCAAGUUUAAGCAGUAUAUUUGAUUCCUAUUGGUUGCAGGUAAUGUUCUCACUAUGCCACGUGUACAGUAUCAGUACAGUAAACGUGCAGUGCCUAUCUUUUCUUCUGUAAUUCAAAUAGUGAAAAUGCUGACAACAUGAGUGUAUCCUUCAUGAAGAAGUGCAUCAGCUAGGGCAAAUCUUAAAAUUGCUGGUUUGUUUGUAUUUAAAGAAGUAACAAAAACAAAUUAUUUUAGGUACUUGUUAGAGGUAAAACAUUAGUGGCACAAUAUAGAUUGAAACGUUUUGUAGUACGGUGUUUUAUAAAAGAUACAAAGCCAGGGUGUGGGCUUGUCUUUUAGGCCAACCUAGAAUUAGGAGAGGCUUUUAAAGAGCAGUGAUUGAGAUGACGUUGUGCAUCUUCUCUUAGAAACUCAGGUGAAUGACUGAGAUUAUGGGUAUGUUGAAAAUGUAUUGUUGCUGAAUAACACUACAAUCACUAUGGACUAUCAUAUGGUGCAGUAAGGGGUUUGCCGCCAAAUCAAGCAAAUUCAAUGUCAAUUAAAAUCACUAUAGAUGGAAAUCUGUGCAUCUUUAUUUUCUAACAGGUUUCAUCACAAGCUUAAUGAGUGGAAAGUGUAAAUUUCGUCUUUAAACUGUAAUUCUUUUCUACUGCGACUUACUGUAAAAGACUGCAAAGCAUGUGAAUGGUUGCUAUAGAAAUGCCAUGUCAGAAUGAUAGCACAAACACAGAUUCUUGCCAGGAAACCUGUAAUCAGCACUAAAUUAGCAGGGCUAACAUUGGUCUGCCUUUAUUCUCACUAUACAUUCCAUUGAUAGAACUGCAUUAUUGUUCCAAAAAAACAUAAACUGUCAUUUUCUUUAUAUCUUUCUGGGUCAUUAAUUGUAUAUAGAAGCUGCAAGUAGAGUCAGAAAACUGUUUCCCUAGUGCAGGCAUUCUUAGAAUUAGUACCUCUUGAACAAUCGAAACCUUACAGAUGCAUUCUUCAUCUGUCGUAUAGAGCGAGUGACAACUUUUUUGGUGCAUCUUGACUUAUUAGUGGUGCACUAUAUGCUUCCAAUGUGUGCCAACAAUGUGUUAUACCAAAUCCUUGAGUCAUUAUGGAAGUAUUCUAUGCAACAUUGAUGUCUCAAUGCUUUUUCUGUAAGUGAAAAUAAUAAAAAGAAAAAAACUUUUAAAAAAAUUAAGAAACAGACAUCAGUAUUUUUGGUUGCACAUAUAUUUCAACACAUUUAUAGUGUGUAUGGCUUUGUUGCUUCUCCUAGAAGUAUCUACAUAGACCUAAAUGUGUGCUGAAUACUAAUCAUUCAUUAAGAUUCAUUUUCUGUGUAGAAAGCCAAGACAAAAUCAUCAAAAUAUAUGUUAAUUUAUAUGCAAGCAAAUUUUACAAUUCAGCUAAAUCCACAGACAUUGAAACAUUUAGGUAAAAAGCACAGUGUAUGUAUGUGUGUGUUUACAUGUGAAUGAGAUUUUUAUUGUUCUUAUUACUUUCGGUUCAUGCGACUGGAAAUGGUGAGUUAUAAAUAUUGAGCAUGAAUUUAUAUAAGUUAAUCUUCUAUGUCUGCAGAUUGAAGAGACAGUUAUGUAUCAGUAAUAGUCUAAAUUGUUGGCAAUGCUUGAAAAAUAGCCUUUGUUAAGCACACAUAACAAUAACAUAUAAAGAAAUAUGUUCAAGGAGCCAACAAGAUGAUACAACACAACAUAUACUUUGCAUGUCACUUUACCCUCACAACCAAACUCCUCCAAGUCUUAAGUGUUGCAGACAUUACUAGUGCCUGAUGUUUUGUUAACAUCUCAGAUAUGUUUCAGUUGCAUAGUUUCAGGUAUUUUGAAAACAAUUUUUUUCAAUUUGAAAAAAAUGAAACAGAUUUUAUUUUAAUCUUCACAUUGCAGGAAAAAAAAAAACACCCUGCUAUAAUAAAAUCUGAAUCAAAACUGGCCAUAAAAAGUGAAUAUUAUCUAUAUAUUAGAAUUACCAUUCUAUGCUCUGCUAGUCUAAUGAAUUCUGAAUGCAAAGGUCGUUAGAAGCAAGUUCCUUUAUUUUAUUAUUAUGUAAAUAAGUAUACAUUUUUGUAGAUGAAAGGAAUUAAAGGGUUCUACUUCCCUAAGGCAUUCAGCAUGUAAAUGUGAGCAUUCCAUUCAGUUAUAACUUUCAAAGUGUUCUGUGAUGUGGUCAGAUGAUAAACCAACGGUGGCUAGACGGUGUGUUUGUCGUCACCCAUUGAGAAUCUGUACAGAGAGCCUGAUAUAGUAGAGAUAUAAAGAAAAGUGUAAAAAAAAAAAAAAGCUAUAACGGAAUUACAUAAAAUCUGUAUUGUCCUACACUAAAUGUUUUCAUAUUGAAUGUUGCAUGCAUUGAUGGAGGUCUGCUCUUUAUUUGUGUAUUUUUAUUAUUUUCUUAUUUGUUGUUUCAAAUCCCUCUAAGAAUAUUUUGCUUAAGAAAAUAAAGAAGUAAAAAAAAGUUAAAACAAGUUGUAUAGAAUAUGCCUGUAAAUCUGUUAAUGUUUUAAUUUUAUGUAAAAAUCCAUGUCAUAGUUUUUUGUGGUUGUACACAGGAUGUAACUUGAGAACUUAUGCAAAUUGUGAUGUACAAAAGGUUGUAAUCCAGUCAAAUUAAUAAAUAUUUAUUACAUCCCUU
Molecule: messenger RNA, 18431 nt
Organism: Hyla sarda
Lineage: Eukaryota; Metazoa; Chordata; Amphibia; Anura; Hylidae
Gene: PCLO
Product: piccolo presynaptic cytomatrix protein
Exons: 27
Coding region: 110-15367 (5085 amino acids)
Biological process (GO): presynaptic active zone assembly; protein localization to synapse
Cellular component (GO): GABA-ergic synapse; cytoskeleton of presynaptic active zone; glutamatergic synapse
Molecular function (GO): structural constituent of presynaptic active zone; protein binding; metal ion binding
Source: RefSeq, a predicted model, not a curated record